CACCCCUAAUGCACUUCCAUGCCAUGCCAUCCUUUCUCCACCCCACAUCUCUUCUCUUAACUCUCACUCUCAUGUCCAUCCUCACCUACUCCCCCAACUCCCUCUCUCCCUCCCUCCUCACCCACCCUAUCUCCACCCAUCUUCGCUUCGACCCCCUCUUCAUCUCCGCCGCCUCGUCCGACUUCGGUGGCAUCAUCCACUCCCCUCCUUCCGCCGUCUUCCUCCCUUCCUCCCCCUCCGACAUCGCCUCUCUUCUCCGCCUCUCCCACUCCUCCCCUCACUCGUUCCCCGUUGCAGCACGCGGGCUUGGCCACUCCACCCAUGGCCAAGCCCAAACCCCCUCUGGCAUCAUCAUCAACAUGUCAUCACUCGAUGUUGGCAUCGCCGUUUCGACUGAUAGCAUGUUCGUAGACGCUGGCGGCGGACAAACUUGGAUCAAUGUCUUGAGAGAGAGCUUGAGAUAUGGAUUGACACCAAAAUCAUGGACUGAUUAUCUUUACUUGACAGUGGGAGGGACUUUAUCUAAUGGGGGAAUUAGUGGGCAGGCUUUUUUGCAUGGACCUCAGAUCUCCAAUGUUUAUGAAAUGGAUAUUGUUACAGGCAAGGGGGAGAUGGUGACAUGCUCAGAGAGUCUGAAUUCUGAUCUCUUCUUUUCUGUGUUGGGUGGUUUGGGACAGUUUGGGAUCAUUACAAGGGCAAGAAUUGCUCUUGAGAAAGCUCCCAGAAGCGUGAGAUGGAUGAGACUAAUGUAUACUGAUUUUGAGGUGUUCACGAAUGAUCAAGAGCUGCUUAUCUCCAUUAAAGCUGAGAAAGACAAGGGAUGGCGAUUAGGCUACGUUGAAGGAUCCUUGCUUAUGGAACACAGCUUCAGGACUAACUGGAGAUCCCCUUUCUUCUCGGAGAAAGACGUGAAGAGGAUUAGGAAGCUGGCUUCUGGUAAUGGGGGAGUCAUAUAUUGCCUGGAAGCCUCCUUUUAUUAUGGUUAUGGUGCUGCUGAUGAUGCCAGGAUGGAUCAGGGUAUUGGAGAUUUGCUUAAAAAACUAAAUUUUGUGUCUGGAUUUGCAUUCAGAAAUGAUGUAAGUUACAUGAAAUUUCUGAAUAGAGUUCAUGAGGGAGAGUUGAAACUCAGAGCUAUGGGCUUAUGGGAUGUUCCACAUCCAUGGCUUAACCUAUUUGUCUCCAAGUCUAAUAUAUUGGAUUUCCACAAUGGAGUGUUCAAAGGCAUUAUGAAGGCCAACACAACUAUGGGUCCAAUACUUGUCUACCCAACAAAAAGAUCAAAAUGGAAUGAAAGGAUGUCAACAGCAAUUCCAGACGAAGAAGUGUUUUAUUCGAUAGGAAUCUUACUAUCUUCAGAGAGGAAUGAUUUGGAGAGUUUGAAGAACCAAAAUGCUAAGAUAUUAAAUUUCUGUGAUCAACUGGGCAUGAACUAUAAGCAAUAUUUGCCUCAUUACACGACCAGAGAGGGUUGGAUGAGGCAUUUUGGUAAGAAAUGGAAGAGAUUUGUUGAGAUGAAAAACAAAUAUGAUCCCAAAGCAAUAUUGUCACCAGGGCAGCAAAUUUUCUCGCAUCCUAUAGAUGUGCAUUGUCUCUCUUAAUCACUAGUCUUAUUUUUAUAGAAACUUGGAUCUAUUGCCGUCAAAGCAUUGUA
This is a messenger RNA of Phalaenopsis equestris, 1651 nucleotides long. RefSeq names its product cytokinin dehydrogenase 3-like. Gene Ontology annotation, biological process: cytokinin metabolic process. Lineage: Eukaryota; Viridiplantae; Streptophyta; Magnoliopsida; Asparagales; Orchidaceae. Bases 9 to 1598 code for a protein of 529 amino acids. Gene Ontology annotation, molecular function: cytokinin dehydrogenase activity; FAD binding. The record is from RefSeq and is a predicted model, not a curated record. The transcript has 5 exons.